This is a messenger RNA of Lingula anatina, 5141 nucleotides long. RefSeq names its product neurexin-4. Lineage: Eukaryota; Metazoa; Brachiopoda; Lingulata; Lingulida; Lingulidae. The record is from RefSeq and is a predicted model, not a curated record.
UGUGAUCCGUCUUGAAUGACUCAGUUAAGACCGGGUCACGUGAUCAGCGGGGACGUUAAUGGCGCACCUUUGAGAGAGACAAGAAUGUUUAAAACUUGGACGAUUUUAGCGCCUUUCCUCUGCUGCUUAGUGCUUCAAACUAACGCACAAUUUCAAAAUGUAAUCUAUGGGCUAGCAGAGGACUGCCAGAAGCCAGGGCCUCAGCCCCUAGGAAUGCAGUCUGGACAUAUCAAGGCAGACCAGCUGUGGGCUUCUACCAGUGUACCAGAGAGAGGACCUAAUGAUGGCAGGGUGUAUGGGCCUGCAGCUUGGCAAGCUGCCAUGAAUGAUAUCAAUCAGUUCUUUGCAAUAGACCUGCUGGAGCGAAAAACACUGACAGCUGUGUCCACUCAGGGUCAGCGUGGAAGUAACCGUUUUGUCCGCCAGUACUACAUCCAGUACAGUACAGAUAACAUCACUUGGAUCCCUGUCACUGAUGAUACAACAGGGGACCCAGAGUUAUUUUUUGGGAACAGUGAUGACAAUGGGGUGGUGAUCAACCCCUUCAAGACCCCCAUUGUAGCUCAGUUCAUCAGGUUUAACCCCCAGAGGUGGAGUGUCUAUAUCGCCAUGAGAGUGGAACUCUACGGAUGUGGAUUUACCUCUGAUAUUGCAACCUUCGGUGGCAAUGAAGCCAUUGUGUAUGACCUCAGCCAACCAAAUUGGGAAAUCAAGUCCCGUUUAGACUCUCUCUAUAUGAGGUUCCGUACUACCGAACCAGAUGGACUCUUGCUUUUCGCAGAGGACAACCAGGGAGACUAUAUUAUUGUGGAGUUGGUCAGAGGUCACCUUAGGUUUAGCAUAGAUUUAGGUACCAUAGCAACACAGACGGGGGCUACAAGUGUAGAGACAGGGAGUCUACUAGAUGACAAUCAGUGGCAUGACGUGGAAAUCCUGAGAGACAGAAAGGACAUCACUGUCACUGUGGACAGACUGACCCAGACCCAGCAUGCCAAUGGACUGUUUGAUAGACUGGACCUGGACAAGAAGAUCUACCUUGGAGCAGCCCCUGAUUACAGAAAGCGUGGUAUGACAGUGAGGCGGGGCUUUAAAGGCUGCAUGGAGAACGUGGUGUUCAACGCCAUGCAUUUGAUCCGUGAUGCCAAGGCACAGGUUGCCAGACAUGACACCAUGGGGUCCAUCGCAUUCAGCUGCAGGAGGGCUAUAACUGAAACUGUGACGUUUCCAAGUACUAUGUCCCACUUGAAGAUCCCCACCUCUACAGGGGCUCUCAACACCUACUCUGCCAAGUUUGAGUUCAGGACCUACAAUGAAGAGGGCAUGAUGCUGUACCAGGAACUGCAGGGAGGUCACGUCAUGUUGAAAAUCAUCAAGCCUGGGUUUCUGCAGUACCAAAUCAAAGGCAGGAGCAGCCUGGAUGGCUCCACCAUUCCAAUAGUGGAGGAGACAAUUGAAAAUAUAGAUCCUAAGAGUACUGACAAGGCAUUCAGUGAUGGUCUGUGGCAUGCAGUGGACUUGUCUAUUGGGACAAACAAAAUUAACUUGACUGUGGACGGCUACUCCUGGGUCGCCAAGAGAAUCCUGCAGAUAGAGACCUCUUCCACUAAUAUACUUAUUGGAGGUGGCAGAAAUGAUCAGCAUGGUUUCAUAGGCUGUAUGAGGAAUCUUGCCAUUGGUGGUAAUCCUUUCAGUGUGAAUGCACUCCCUGUUGGCACUAAUAUUGGAGCUGCCAAUGGAACAUGUGGAAUGAGAGAUAGGUGUCUCCCCAAUCCUUGUGAACAUGAUGGUGUGUGUACCCAGACCUGGGAUUCCUUCAACUGCACCUGCAAUGGCACGGGUUAUACGGGAGCUGUGUGCCACACAUCCGCUCACCCUGUGUCAUGUGACGAGGUUAAGCAGCUGGACAGAACAUACAAACUGACCGAGAAGGAGACCAUGAUUGACCUGGAUGGGUCUGGCCCAUUGAAGCCAUUCAAAGUUGUCUGCAAAUUCACACAGACGGGUGAAAAUGAAACCUGGGUAGGGCACCAAAAUGGACAAGAGACUACGGUGAAUGGUUUCCAACAGCCGGGAUCGUAUCGGCAGGCCAUAACAUACGAUGCCAACAAACAUCAGCUGGAUGAGUUAAUACGGCGGUCUGACACUUGCCGCCAGUUUAUCCAGUACAAGUGUCGGCAGUCCAGACUCAUGACCAAUCCAGGUAUUGAAGAAGGUCCACGUUCCUAUGGCUGGUGGACUGGACGCACAUACCAACGCAUGUACUACUGGGGUGGCGCAGCGCCGGACACGGAGUCCUGUCAAUGUGGCAUCACUGGACAGUGUGAGGACAAGACACGACUGUGUAACUGUGACUCAUCCAAGCUGGAUUGGACGGCUGACGAGGGGUAUCUGUCAUAUAAGGAGCAUCUUCCAGUGAUGGAGCUUUUCUUUGGAGACACUGGAACUCUGACAGACACAAAAGAAGGGAAAUACACACUGGGCCAGUUGAUUUGUGUUAAUGAUCAUUUCUUCAAAAAUACAGUGACAUUCCGUAAAAUGGAUGCAGCACUGGAGUUUGACACACUAAAAGCUUCAGAAUCAUGGGAUAUCCGCUUCCAGUUUAAAACAACUGCAACGACCGGUAUCUUCAUUAAAAACACUGGUGCCUCUGACUUUAUUGAGGUCCGACUAAUAACUGCAAACACCAUCUAUUUCCGCUUUGAUGUUGGAACUGGUAUUCAGACACUAGCCAAGAUCACCUCCUUCCCUCUGAACAAUGAUGAGUGGCACACAGUCCACGUGGAGAGGAACCGUAAGGAGGCAACACUUAAGGUAGACACACAGUCUGAGGUGGAGAUUCCAGAGCCACAGAACCUUGGCUUUAGGCCACUAGCCUUGAAUUCUAGGCUUUUUGUUGGGGCUGGUGUGGACUAUCAGGAUGGAUUUGUUGGCUGUAUGCGUGCCCUGCAGGUGAAUGGAGUGAAUUAUGACAUGGUGAAAAAAGUGCAAGAAGACCAGUAUAAAUAUGGACUGGAAAUUGGUUGUGUUGGCAAGUGCAUGAGUAACCCCUGCCUGCAUAAUGGCGUGUGUAAGGAGUUCUAUGACCGCUAUGAAUGUGAAUGCACCUACACAACAUACAGAGGCUACAUAUGUGGCAGAGAGGUUGGCACUAACUUUUUGAGGAACAUGAUGUUGCUGUACACAUUUGACUCCACAUUUGGGAGUGUGUCCACUGAUGAAGAAACCAUCCAGAUUGGAUUCUCUACACAGCUCAAGCAAGGAAUACUCAUGCAGAUCCAAAACGCCGACAACUCUGAGUAUUUGACUGUAGAGAUUAAUAAUAAUGGUGGUAUCAAGGUGUCCAUACAGGUGGGAUUUGGACUUGAGGAAUUAAGUACUGCACCUGGUUUGGGAGUCCUCUUUGAUAACAAACAGCAGCAUGUGGCUAGAAUAUGGAGAACUAACAAUGGAAGAGUGCUGCAUGUUCAGGUUGAUGAGUACCCCGAGGUCACGAAGACGUUUAAUCUGCCUCCCAACUCUGACACCAAGCUGGAUGCUCCUAAGUAUAUGUACAUAGGAAAGAACACCUCCACACCUGUUGGGGAGGGAUUUGAAGGCUGUAUUUACCACAUGCAGUUUGACACCAUUUAUCCAAUAAAAGAAGCUUUUAGGGAUCCAAGACCAAACUGGAUUCAGUUGUUCCCUAAAGCAAGUGACUUCAAUGAGAGCAUGUGUGGAUUUGAAGAAGUUCUAGAUGAAGACCAGCCAGAGGAACUACGCCCUGAUAGAGGAGUGAAGAGAGAGUUUAUUCCAUCACAGUAUUUGGAGAGUAACCAGGCCCAGAGUGCUGUGAUAGGAGGUGUCUUGGCGAUAGUCUUUGUGAUACUGAUCCUAGUAGCCUUCCUGGUCUAUCGAUACUGGAGGCGAGAAAAGGGAGAGUACAAAACAUAUGAGGCCAAAGGGGCGGAAGAAUCGAAUCAAGCUGACGAGGCCAUUGCACGUGGAGCAACGCGGCAGCCUGAAGUGUCAACAAAGAAGGAAUAUUAUAUAUAAGACUCUGCUGUCUAGUUUUUGCUGCCAUUUCAAGAUUUUCUUGUGUUAUUGGUCAGUUUUUUUCUCAUUUUGAUACACUUUCAUUUUUUCAGCUGUUUUGAAUUAGAAAGAGACUAUAUUAGUUCACACUCUAAGUGUACAAAUAAGGAUUUAGUUGAGGUUCAACAAGUUGACUCUGUCCAUCUGCGUUGUGCAAAUUGCCACUGCCACUGACAAAUAUUUCUCUGACAUUUUUUUUAAAAACAGAAAUAGCCAUUUUCUGGUAAUUAUUUUCUUUUCAGUCUUUUUAAGGAGUGACUAAUGAGUAAUCUAUAUUUUGUACAUAUUUCUUUAUCUGUAAAGUCUGAGCAGUGUAAAAAAUUUGCUGUACAUCUAACCAGACUUUUUUUUAGCUUUUUGUACCAUAAAUUAGUUAGUCUCCCUCCCCUUUACGUAUUGGUAUACCCAAGAUCUAGAAUUACAGUGCUUUGAAUGCUAUGUAGUGUAUAUUAAUACUCUUCCAUUAGAUUGUAGUUGAUAUUUAUGGGAUCAGCAGGAACAGUUUCAUACUAGCUGUACAACAGCUACUUGUAAACAUGUAUAAUUCAAUGUACAGAUACAGCUUCACAAAAAUUUAAUAUGAAAUUUACACUCAAGUAGAAUUUUUUUGAAGCACAUUCCAAGUAUUGGCAAAGCUAUGUAUGUAACAAUUGUCCAUAUUAUGUUUUAAAAAACAUUUGAAAGGUACACAUUUUACAUGAAUAUAUGUAUAUUGUGGAAAAAAUGUGAUUAUAUACACUUGCUGAUAUGCUCUGGGGCCAUCUGUUGUUUUAAGGACCAGAAAAGGUUUUAGAAAGCUUCUUUAUUAAUGUGUAGACAAUUCUAUUUUAGAAGUAUGUACACUGACAUAAAUGUAAAUAUUGCAAUUUAAUUUUAAUGCUUUUAAAAGACAGUUUUAGAAAUUAGUGUCUACCUUUAUAUGAUGCCCAAUCAUAAACUUGUUAAGAUUUUUUUACUAAGACAAACCAAUAUUAAGGAUGAGUAUAACUUAAUGUGUCAAGGUUGGAAAAUGUAGAUAGAUAUUUUUUCACUGACAACAAAUGUAAAAUAAAAAAUACAUGGAUGAUUUA